AUGGCUACUUCAUAUAUUAAGAUUACUGAUAUUAUUGGCAAGAAUGUCGAUACUUCAUCUUUGACGGAUGUGGAGAAGAAAGUAGUUGCUGCCAUCAAAGCUGACUCCUUCGCAUUCACACGUUUCAAUGCAUUUGUCCAAGGUGACAAUCAUAUCAAGGAUCCAAUCGGUCUAAUCAAACCCGAUACCGAGGUUGAUAAAGAAGAUGUAAUCAACAUUACUCUGGCUGAUCUUGAUUGUUUCCCAACAUUCGCACCAUUGUUCCAGGGAACAUUGGGAAUGAUGUGGAAGAAGGCUGUGUCCUCGGACAAUGUUGGUAUUGAUCAAUUGCAAUCUAGAGUGGACCAGAUUGCUGGUAACAUUGGAAAGAUCAUUCAAACAAAUUGUGUGGAGGAUGAAGAGGAGUUGUUGAUGCAUGCACCAUGGAGUGAGGUAUGCGCCGGUGCCAUUCAACAGCUGAUGGAGGCCGUGUUUGAUCUGAAGCCAGACCUUUCAACAUUGGUCACCAAGCUUGCUGGCAACCAAGUACUUGAUGAUGCCCUACUCGAAUCAUGUCGUACCAAGUUCCAAAAGGCACGCAAGACCUCCAAGCUUCUCAUGAACUUCUUUGCCAACGAAUCCUUGGUCCAACACACUGUCAAGUAUCUGAUCGAGGCCACCUUUGUCAACAUUGUUAUCAUCAGAACCAUUGAUGCCUUCUGGUAUCAGCUGAACUUUGAUGAGAACACUAUCUCUGGUAUGACGGCCAAUGGUGUGUUCCCAGGAGGUGUUAGAUCCUACCGUGAGAUGCUUGACAAUUCAUUGUCAUUGGUAUUGUCCACGAUUGGUGAGGGAGCUAGACCAGAGAACAAUGACGCCUCCAACCAAUACCCAUCAAUGAACAAGGCCCACAUGAUACUAAAGAGCAACAGAUUGAUGUACCCUGUUUGCUGCAUCAUGGGCAAGGUCGACUCGAGGAUUGGCCUGUUGGAGCUGCUCCACGUCCCUUUGGUCAAGCUGCCAUCGACCCCAUCCAUGUACAUCUGCCGUGUGGAUGCUCUCCAGAUGAAGCCUGAGCUGUUGCCUGUGGUCGGUGCAAUCACCACUGGCCUUGGAUCGUUGCUUGGAGUGAAGCCUACUCCUGUGCCCAUCGAGCCAUUGACUGGAUGCGCGGGAUCGCCUUUCCCCAUCAUCUGCCACGCUCGUCUCGACCAGCCAAGGAACGUCCGUUUGAGAUUCUACGGCCAGUACCAGGCCGACGUCGACUUUAUCCAGUUUGGCCGUCGCACCUCCAUCAUGAUGCCAACAAUGAUCGAUCUCCAUGCCAUUGACCAUGAGAUGGGUGCAUGCAAGUCGCAUGGCGAUCUCAAGAGUUUCACAUCGCCACCCAAGGGUGACAACCCUGAUGCCACACUCUUUGACGACGUCUGUUACACUGCUGGUUACUCUGAGAUGACCGAGACAUUCACCAAUGUCAAGGAACUAACAUUCCACGUCAAGGCUGAGCAUGGUCGUCUACUCUUUGUCGAGUUCAUCGUCAGCCAAUAA
Messenger RNA from Acytostelium subglobosum LB1, 1527 nucleotides. RefSeq lists its product as hypothetical. The transcript has 3 exons. NCBI's taxonomy places the organism in Eukaryota, Evosea, Eumycetozoa, Acytosteliales, Acytosteliaceae. The record is from RefSeq and is a predicted model, not a curated record. The coding region runs from base 1 to 1527 and encodes 508 amino acids.